This is a messenger RNA of Callithrix jacchus (white-tufted-ear marmoset), 848 nucleotides long. RefSeq lists its product as uncharacterized. The record is from RefSeq and is a predicted model, not a curated record. NCBI's taxonomy places the organism in Eukaryota, Metazoa, Chordata, Mammalia, Primates, Cebidae.
GGAUACAGCAGCAAUUCAUGUUUUGAAGUGCUCUAAAUGGUUCAAAACGUGAAGUGCUGCUAUACCCCCUUGUGGGGAAGGAAGAAGGUGGGAUAUGCCGGACCGAGUUCCUGCCACCAGGUGCCCGCUCCCCACCAGGCCGGCUCAGAAGCAGGCUUCCCUCUGGAGCCAGAAGGAAGCCCGGUGCCAGCCAGCCUUCCCGAAGGACUAAGCCCGCACCAUCCGGCUUCCUCCAGUGGGCGCCUGCAGGACCCAGGAACACUACAUCAACACUCUUGGCGGGGAUGUGGACACAGAAGACUCCUGUUUCAAGAAAAUACAAUCAUCUCUCAAAGGCUGUAAUUUAUAUGCAUUUUAAAACUCUAGGCAUUGAAAACCACCCAAGUGUCCCAAAUAGAAGGGUAAAAUAUAAUCAGUCACUCAGUGUAAUAUUAUACAUCCUUUAAAAACGUUAUUGGAAAAUGUUUUAUGAUCUGUAAGUCCAAGGAAUCCUCUCCCACCAUUUCUUUCUCCCCACUGUUCCCCCAUACCCACACUUCUUUGUUCCAAUUGGCAUGUAAACUUGGUUUUCCCGCCAAAUGAGUCAGUCAUGAUGGGAACGUCAAUUGAUUUGAACAGAUGUGUGUCAAUGUUACUUGGAAAACUAGAUGCCAAUAACCAGGGCCACAGAAAAAGGCAGUGGUUGCAACUCUGUAAAAAUUUAUGCAUGCACACAGACAAGGACUAAAGUGGAACCCCACACAGGAAAACAGUGGGCUGUACCCCUGUGCUGGGACAUUGAAUGACUGUAUUCUGCUUUUGAUUUUCGUUAAUAUGGGCAACUGUCCAAUUAAAAAAACUCCUAAGGA